GUUAAGAACGUACGUCAGUCGCGCUUCUGCUCGUGCAUUAAAAAUUUAACAAUAAACUUCGGAAGUCGACGAAAAGCUUGCACUUGAAUUAAAGUACAAAUAAAGAAACUAAACGCUUGGUACGAAAAUAUUGGAAGAAGUUAUGCGGAGCGCGCUUUUAAUUUUCGUGGCUGUUGUCAGCUCGGCAGCGGGUCACAGGUAUGGGAAUUUACCAACCUCCGCAAGUUAUGCCUUGCCCGCAAGUGUAACAAGUGCUGCUGCUGCAUCGCGUGCUAGUAGUGUAGCCACAACAACAGCAACUAGCCUCAGCUCCACAAAAGAAACGCCAACACCAACCGCCACCAUUGAGUCAGCCGACGGAGCGGAGAGUGCAGCCGCAGGCGAAAGCGGUGCCGUUACCACCACACAAGCCACGCCAACCACAGUUACUAUUCCCGCUGUGCUGGCUGUUUCUAGUACGGCAAAAAAUGAGGAAGCUGUCAGUGAAACUCUAACCGAGUUGCCCAUUGCCUCGCCGCCGACAUCACUUUUGCCACCCGACAGCGAUGUGGACUCACCGCAACGUCGUGUAGUAACCUAUGAUCAGCGUCAGGACGGCCAGUAUAAUAUACGUGCCGAUUUGGAGAAUUUCAUGAUCGUACUGAUACCACCAUCACCCUCUGAGGGCUUGGAUAUACUAGAUUUGUUAUCUUCAGUGCGUCGUAGUUCUUUGCGUUCGAAAUCGAAGCGCAAACAUUUCGCAAAUAGCGCAGGCAGCACCAAAUAUCGUCACCCUUUGAAAUCAUCAGCAACCUUUCCUUCAAGUUUGCAAUAUGUGGGCCGUCAGCAAGCACCACACUCAUUAGAAGGAUCGCGUGGUUACCUCACCGCACCGCAAUUUGCGCAAUCUCCUUUUGAUGCCUUCCUCGGUGCGCAUGGUCCCCCGGCAUCAGUAUUUUCUACUUUGGGUGCAUCUUCCAAUCGUCUCUCAGAUUUCAUUGAGGGUCGCACCACGUCUCGUUUUGAUAUCGCCGCCAAUGAAGAGAAUGCCGCAGCAGACUUGCAGCCUGAUCGCCCGGUGGAUGUAUUACCGCCACCAUAUCCACUUGCCUACCAGCACCUCAUCAAACCCUAUCAUCUGGAGGCAGAGCCGACGGUCAUUCAAGCUUUACCACCGCCAGAGUUGAACAGCGCACCGGCGCGUAUUUCUGGUAACUAUCUGGAUAGCUAUAAUCAGUUGCUGGCACCUGGUCUCACAGCUAGCAAUAACGCUGCUGCUGGCGACAUCGCUACGAUUUCCACCACCACAACAACCGCAGCGGCCAAACCCACAGAAAACGGUGCUGGUUAUUAUCGCCUUUCGCGUGCCAUACGCGGCGACAGUUUCCUGGACUCGAAUCGUGUGAGCUCACCGAAUAGUAUACAUCAAAACAGCGCUGAUCUGCAGCCACUUUAUCGCGCAGAUCACUCACUGGGCGCUACUUAUCUGUAUCCGCCGAUCGAUACGCCACGUCUCUACUUCCAUCCAGAGCCAAAUGGAAAAAGCUUUGAGGCGCCUCACGAUGCCGUUGAUCGCUCACAGAUUUUGGACGAUGUAGAGGAUAAUGCACGUGUGGGAGAGCUGUAUGUGCCGCCGCGUGAGCUGAAAGACGACAUUGAGUGGGAGCAGUUCUUCGACACGAUGGUCAAGGAGGCAAACGAUUCACUGUGCAUGCCUGGACAGCGACGCGACAGCUACGGCAUUUGUCGUCAAGUGGAUGGCUACUGAGUAUGAAGACUGCACUGAACUGCUUACUAUUUUUAUAAGUAACAAAAUAAUAGAAUUAGUGAAAUUGGACGCAAGUUGAAUUGAAGGCAUCUUUUAAGUAUCAUAGUUGAAGAAAACUAUUCGAACGUUUUACAAUAAGUUUUAAGUGAGGAAUUGCUAUACACUCUAGCAUAAACAGACACUUAACUAUAACGAUUAUAUAAACGAUUGAAACAAUUUAUAUUUAUGCCUUUAGUGCAAAGUAUUAAUAAAGAUAUUGAUUUA
Messenger RNA from Bactrocera tryoni, 2011 nucleotides. Its product is annotated as mucin-5AC. Lineage: Eukaryota; Metazoa; Arthropoda; Insecta; Diptera; Tephritidae. The transcript has a single exon. Bases 143 to 1747 code for a protein of 534 amino acids. The record is from RefSeq and is a predicted model, not a curated record.